Messenger RNA from Gossypium arboreum, 581 nucleotides. Its product is annotated as pectinesterase 2-like. The coding region runs from base 78 to 581 and encodes 167 amino acids. Lineage: Eukaryota; Viridiplantae; Streptophyta; Magnoliopsida; Malvales; Malvaceae. Gene Ontology annotation, biological process: cell wall modification. The transcript has a single exon. Gene Ontology annotation, molecular function: pectinesterase activity. The record is from RefSeq and is a predicted model, not a curated record.
AAUAUUCAAUAAGCGAAGAAAUAAACAUAUUACUCCUUUUUCUUAAAAAAGGAACAAAAAAAAAAAAAGAAGAAAAAAUGGCAGGAAAAAGAAUCAAGGGCAGUGAAGUUUAUGUUGCAGCAAUAUGUGUAAGUAUUCUCCUCUUUGCUCCAAUUAUUGUGUCACAACCAAUUCCGGCGGAUAAAUCCCAAAUAAAUGCUUGGUUUAAUGGAAUUAUCAAGUCCGUAAAAGAAAGAGGUAACACCUUAGACCCUGAAUUGGUUGAGGCUGAAACGAAACCUAGGAUCAUAAAGGUGAUGCAGGGUGGGGGUGGAGAAUUCGAUACCAUAACCAAAGCCAUAGAGAGCGUUCCAUCAGGGAACACCAAACGUGUGAUUGUAUCCAUCGGACCUGGAUCUUACAAAGAGAAAAUCAGAAUUGAAAGAAAUAAGCCUUUCAUUACAUUGUUAGGAGAUCCCAAAAAAAUGCCAAAUUUGACAUUUGACGGCACUGCCAAGCAGUUUGGAACUGUAGAUAGUGCCACUCUUAUUACCGAGUGUAGUUACUUUGUGGGUGCUAAUCUUAAUAUAUUGGUAAGUUAA